Messenger RNA from Peniophora sp. CBMAI 1063, 1305 nucleotides. The record is from the annotation of a GenBank genome assembly. NCBI's taxonomy places the organism in Eukaryota, Fungi, Basidiomycota, Agaricomycetes, Russulales, Peniophoraceae.
AUGGCCUCCCGCAAAACUAAACUUGACUUGCUAGUCAAAGUCCGAUACCAGAACCCGUUACCCCCACCACCAUGUCCGCCCAAAUUACUGGAAAUACCUACCGACCCGCAUCGGUAUGCGCGUCCGGAGUUUCUGGACAGUCUCGCGAAUGAUGCACCGUUGCCUAUGAUUGUGGAUGGCGAGAUGGGUAUGCCGCUUGACCUUGGACAGUGGGAGGCUCUGUGGGCUGAUGGGACGAGCGACUCCGCAUUGAACCCGGACCCCAAUAACAAGCCUAUACUGGACCCGAGAGAUCAAGCACUACUGGCCGACCCCUCCGGCUCAGGGUACUCCAACGGCGACCUUACUCCCCGCGCUGCUGCACGCGCAAGUGUACCCCAGACGCCCGCAAACGUCACAUGGCUACGCAAAACCGAAUAUCUAAAUCGCGAUACCACUGCUUCCAAUCUAAGACCAGCAACACAGGAACUGGCAACACGAGAAGAACGCGUCGACGUCUCGCGCGACGCCCAACUACGCUCAAUAGCAGCUUCCUUCUCAUACGCCAACGACGACUUCUCCCUCUCCGGCCUCCGGCACCCGACAAAGAAGAACGUGACAGCUGUCGAUUCGUACGAGCUUCAACCAGACGUCUCGAUCUGGGCCAACGCCUACGACAUCUUCCGCUUCUCCGAGCGCCCGGGUAACCGUCUUCCCGAAGAGGACGACCCCCGCCUCGAAAGCGCCGUUAUACGACCGAUGGAAGCCGACGGCGAACAUUACCUGUCGUAUUACUUGUCGAAGGACGACAAGGGGGCUUAUGCGCAUCGGACUGUGAGGGGGGAUGGUGAUUUGAGUUUGCAUGUUGGAGAGGGCGAUAUUGAAGAUGGAGGAACGGAGUUCAGUUUCAUGAGGAAUUAUGAGGCGGUCAAGAUCGAGGCGGAGGUGAACAACGAGUUCUUACUCGUGUACGACGAGGGAGGUGAGGUGGAGGUGCCGGCACCGCCUAAUGGGAGCACGGUCGAGGUCAGAGGGAAGGGCGCGUACUUCAAGGGCAUCGAGAGGAAGAUGCUGCUCAAGAAGAAGAGGCAAGACCCCAACGAAGUCGACGAAGAUAGGUGGACGCUCGUGCAUAUACUCCACGAUCCUCCCGAAGCGGAGGAUUUGCGCGAGCGCAACGAGCUCAUGGCGGAGGUUCUCGAUCCGGAUUACAGCCUGCAUGCAGACGUGGAUGCGGAAGGGGAAGCAGACGAGGACUUUGCCGUCCCCGCCACGAACGGUGCAGACGUGAAUGGCCACGGCACCCAAGUCGAAGUGGAUGUAUGA